Molecule: messenger RNA, 884 nt
Organism: Cyprinus carpio (common carp)
Lineage: Eukaryota; Metazoa; Chordata; Actinopteri; Cypriniformes; Cyprinidae
Product: protein NLRC3-like
Exons: 2
Coding region: 60-884 (274 amino acids)
Source: RefSeq, a predicted model, not a curated record
UCCUUCCGACCAACAUCAAACAUGAGAAGGACUAUGAGAAGAAGGUGACAGAUGAAGACAUGAUCCUCAAACUGGGGAAAGUGGCUUUCCAGCAGCUUGUGAAAGGAAACCUGAUCUUCUAUGAGGAGGACCUGAGAGAGUGUGGCAUUGAUGUGAGAGAAGCAUCAGUGUACUCAGGAUUGUGCACUCAGAUCUUCAGAGAGGUGUUGGGCUUGUAUCAGGGGAAAGUCUUCUGCUUUGUUCAUCUGAGCAUUCAGGAACAUCUCGCAGCUCUAUAUGUGCACCUCUCCUGGACAAACAACAACAGAAAUGUGUUUGAGUCAAUCACCAAACAGAGUUUGUGGUCUAAAGUGAAGGACUGGUUUAAACAGGUUUCAUUAUCUGAGCUGCAUCAGAGAGCUGUGGAUGAGGCUCUUCAGAGUAAAAAUGGACAUCUGGAUCUUUUCCUGCGGUUCCUUCUGGGUUUGUCAGUAAAGUCUCAUCAGAUUCUCCUACAACGAAUAAUGAAAGAGACAAGAAGCAGCUCUGACAGAAAUCAGAAAACAGUUGAGUACAUCAAGAAGAAGAUCAGGACCAUUGACUCUCCAGAGAAAUCCAUCAGUCUGUUCCACUGUCUGAAUGAACUUGGUGAUCGUUCACUAGUGAAGGAAAUACAACAGUAUCUGACAUCUGGAAGAAUAAAGGAAGCCAAACUCUCUUCAUCUCAGUGGUCAGCUGUAGUUUUUGUGUUGUUGACAUCAGAAGAGGAACUGAAUGAGUUUCGUCUUGAUAAAUUUGUUAAAGGAAAGAAUAAUCCUGAAAAUAUGGAAGUUCUUCAGAAGCUGCUGCCUGUGAUUAAAGAAUCCAGAUCAGUUCAGUUGAGUGAUUGUGGUCUUCACAGAUGA